AUGAAGCUUGUUCGAAAGAACGUCGACAAAACGGGUGAUGGCAGUGUAACCCUGGUACCCGAAGAACCGGAAGAUAUGUGGCAUGCGUACAAUCUCAUCGCUGAAGGCGAUCAAGUUCGUAGCAGCACUAUUCGGAAGGUACAAAAUGAAACCGCUACAGGAUCGUCUAGCAGCAGCCGCGUUCGAACGACACUAACGAUUGCAGUUGAAACGAUAUACUUCGACACGCUGGCACAGGUACUGCGCUUAAAGGGUCGCAACAUAGAGGAAAACCAAUUCGUAAAGAUGGGAGCAUACCAUACUAUCGAUCUCGAGUUGAACCGUGCAUUCACACUCAUGAAGCCAGAAUGGGACACGAUCGCGCUGGAACGCAUCGAAAUGGCUUGUGACGUAACGCAGAAUGCGGACGUAGCCGCGGUGAUCAUGCAGGACGGUUUGGCCCACGUCUGCCUGAUAACGGCCAGCAUGACGCUGGUACGGAGCAAGAUCGACGUGGCGAUUCCGCGUAAACGAAAGGGAAACGUCCAGCAGCACGAGAAGGGUCUGAACAAAUUCUAUGACGCCGUCAUGCAGGGUAUACUGCGGCAUGUAAACUUCGACGUGGUAAAGUGCAUCCUAAUCGCGUCACCCGGGUUUGUGAAGGAUCAGUUCUACGAGUAUAUGUUCCAGCAGGCUGUAAAGACUGACAACAAGGUGCUGAUAGAUAAUAAAAGUAAAUUUAUGCUGGUUCAUUCGUCCUCAGGAUUCAAGCAUUCUCUCAAAGAGGUGCUACAAGAUCCAGCCGUGAUCGCAAAAAUGUCCGACACUAAGGCGGCAGGUGAGGUGAAAGCGCUGGAAACUUUCUACUCUACGUUGCAGUUCGAACCGGCAAAGGCUUUUUACGGCAAAAAACACGUUUGCAAGGCGGCCGACGCGCAAGCCAUCGAAAUGUUGCUGAUUUCGGACAAUCUUUUCAGAUGCCAGGACGUGGCUACGCGCAAGGAAUAUGUCCAGCUGGUGGAAUCGGUCCGUGACUCGGGUGGUGAGGUUAAAAUAUUCUCCAGCAUGCACGUCUCAGGCGAACAACUCGCUCAGCUAACCGGUGUGGCGGCAAUUCUGCGAUUUCCUAUGCCAGAACUUGAGGACAGCGAUAAUGAAGGCAGCGACGGUUCGGAUUCCGAUUGA
This is a messenger RNA of Anopheles marshallii, 1164 nucleotides long. It is a transcript of the gene pelo, whose product is annotated as protein pelota. Bases 1 to 1164 code for a protein of 387 amino acids. The record is from RefSeq and is a predicted model, not a curated record. The transcript has 8 exons. Gene Ontology annotation, cellular component: cytoplasm. Lineage: Eukaryota; Metazoa; Arthropoda; Insecta; Diptera; Culicidae. Gene Ontology annotation, biological process: nuclear-transcribed mRNA catabolic process, non-stop decay; ribosome disassembly; nuclear-transcribed mRNA catabolic process, no-go decay.